Molecule: messenger RNA, 726 nt
Organism: Penicillium pulvis
Lineage: Eukaryota; Fungi; Ascomycota; Eurotiomycetes; Eurotiales; Aspergillaceae
Exons: 4
Coding region: 1-726 (241 amino acids)
Molecular function (GO): hydrolase activity
Source: RefSeq, a predicted model, not a curated record
AUGAUUUCUUCUGCAAUCGCCACUUCCCUACUCCUCGGCAGCCAACUUGCUGCGGCCACGUUAAUCCAACGUGAAACGACUCAAUUAGUGAACAGUACUGCCUGCUCGAAUGUUCACAUUCUGAUCGCCCGUGGAACUACCGAGUCCUAUCCCGGCUCUCUAGAGACGUUGGCUGAGCUGAUCACCGCCAACAACCCGGAUACUACAUACGAGAACCUUGUAUACCCUGCUACGGACGAGACAACCACAAAUAGCUACCAUGUUGGAAAGAAGGCUGCACGCAAGCAGCUGACUAGUUUCGUGGAGAGAUGUGGGCAUACUGACUCUCAGUUGGUUGUGCUUGCUUACUCGCAGGGAGCUAUGGUCAUUGCUGAUACCCUCGCUGGUGGUGGCGGUGACUCGACUCUGGGUAACCUGACUGCUCCAAUUGAUUAUGACAUUGGCAAACAUAUUACCGCCCUUGUCCUAUAUGGAGACCCACGCCAUGCCCCCUACCAGCCUUAUAACCAGGGCUAUGAAACAUUUAAUGUCACAGGAAAAUAUCCCCGUUCGGGAAUGCAGGUGCGCUACUUGACAGAGCAUUAUGGCAAUGUGAUUCAUGACUAUUGUAAUGCCAAUGACCCGGUUUGUGCUAGCGGUACCAACAUCACGGCUCAUUUGGUUUACCCUGAGAUUUGGGAUACGACUGCUGCUGGGUGGGUGCAGAGUGUUCUUGACCAGGAUUGA